GCCAUGUGUAAAAGCUAUUGGUAAAAUGUUCCAUCCUGAGCACUUCAUUUGCGCUCAAUGUGGCAAGCAGAUAGCCAACGAGAGUUUCCACCUUGACAGUGGCAAGCCGUAUUGUGCUCAAGACUAUAAAGAACUGUUCUGUGUCAAAUGCUGUUCAUGUAAGCAAGUCAUUGGUGGCGGAGACCGCUGGCUUGAAGCACUGGAUAAACCAUGGCAUGCUGAUUGCUUUAGAUGUGCGGUAAGGUUUUGUCUUUACUUUGUUUUGUUUACUGGGUUUUUAGCGUGUUUCUCUGCGUCUGUUUGUUUGUUUGUUUGUGUGUUUAGUCGUUUGUUUGCCUGUUUGUUAUUUGUCGGAUUGGUUUUGUUGUGUCUGACUGGCUUUUCUUCAUUUCAUCGUAUCACUUUUGUCCAUAUUAUCUCAGUCUAACUUCCAUCACUUUCUUUGUAAUGUCUACCACUCCACAUGUUCCGAUUUCUUCAAGAUUUCGUCUCUGGCCAAGAGCCUUCUUAUCUCUACUUUUUACUUGUCCUUGCUUCCCUCAUUUUAUCUGUUAUGUAUACAUUGUAUGAUCUCUUCAUUCUUGAUCUUUUUGACCGACAUUUCAUGUCUCUAACCGGUCCUCUUUGAUCUCUUCUUAUUACGUCUCCAUAGCAGCUCAGCCUUGCUCUUUCACCUUUCUGCAAUGUCUAUCGCCCCACAUCUUUUGAUCUCUCUAUUCCAUAUUGGAUGUCCAUAUAUAGCAUCUCAGCCCUGUCUCCCUCGCCUUCUCGGCAAUGUCUACGACUACUUCGCAAAAUAUAAGAUGAAACACACUUCGAAUAUUAAUGUCUAUCUAUAUAAUGACUCGAGCUAUUUAAUCUAAACGAGAUAACAAAAUUCAAGGUAAUUCAAGUCGAAAUAUUGCCUUGAAUUUUGUAUCGUGUUUACAUAGCUUGUUUAGAUCGAGGGGCAUUUCACUCCAAAAAAGCGUACGGGAUUUUCGGAUUUUUAAAAAUCCGCGGAUUAUUUAGCGGAUUUUUCCCGGAUUUUUUAGCGGAUUUUUGAAGAGAAAAUUUGCUGGAUUUUCCGGAUUUGUUCGGAUUUUCCGGAUUUGUUCGGAUUUUUUCUGGAUUUUUGAAAAUCUGUUGGAUUUUCCGGAUUUGUUUGGAUUUUCCGGAUUUGUUCGGAUUUUUUCUGGAUUUUUUUUAAUUAUAGAGUUAUAGAGCUAGGUAACGUUUUGAACAAAUAAUCUUAAGUUGUACGAUGUCAACGUUAUGCCAGGACACAGAAUAGGAAGUUAUACCAGAAGCGUAACUCGAGCAAAUAUUUGUCCGCGUUUUUACAAGCGAUUCGUCAUCAAUCACGCCAUCCUGGCUAGUACAACCGGCACUUUGUACCUACCAAAUCCUGAUAAAAACUUCCGGCUGUACUAGCCAGGAUGGCGUGGCCUGACGUGAGCGAGUUAAAAUUUUCGUGGACGUCAAACAAUAAGGGAAACGACUAGAGUUACGCUUCUGGUAUAACUUCCUAUUCUGUGGCCAGGACGUCAGGGUCGAGCAGAGGACUGGGACUAGGACCACAGCCUUCUGAAACUAUUAACGAAGGCUGGGCAUGCAGUCAUUUUGUUUAAAAUUCAAACAAGUUCAUUAUUCUUUCAAAAGCAGUAAAAGACAAUGGUGAAUAACUUUUGGUUUUGUAAUUAUAUUUUACAACAUAACGUCAUUGUAACAAGAACACAUAUUUAGUAGUAAUAGGCUAAAAAAACUUAGCGUAUACUCGAGCGUAUAAAUGGAAAUGUAGAGUGGUCCAAUAAUUACGAAAUAUAAUGACAGCCGAGCGAUCACGGUAAGCGUUUAGCUUUCGCUGUCCGCCAUUUUGAACGUGGCAAAGAACCUUUACGAGUAAAUUACACCAAGUACUUCAUAUAUUUUUUUGUGGAUUUGCGGAUUUUUUAAGGAUUUUUAAGGAUUUCUGUGGAUUUUUGAAGGAUUUCUGUGGUUUUUAAAGGAUUUUUUGGAUUUUGAUGGAUUCAACGGAUUUUGAGGAUUUCAUGGAUUUUUUCUGGAUUUUUUCCGGAUUUUUUGACGAAGUGUACGGGAUUUUUGGAGUGAAUUGCCCCUCGGUUUAGAUAGGAAAUACAGGGUUCUAUAGCAUUUCAACCUUGUCUCGCUUACCUUUUCUGCAUUGUCUCCCCCCCCCCCCCCACAUCUUUUUCUGAUCUCUUCAUUCCAUAAUAUUUCUGACCAGCUCUUCUACAUCUCUUCUUGUUAGGUGUCCACAGCAUCUCAGCCUGUCUCCUUCAUCUUUUCAACGUUGUCUACCACCCCACAUCUUUUUCUGAUCUCUUCAUUCCAUAAUAUUUCUGACCAGCUCCCCUACAUCUCUUCUUAUUACGUGUCUAGAGCAUCUCAGUCUGUCUCUUUCACCUUUUCUGCAGUGUCCUCCACCCCACAUCUUUUUCUGAUCUCUUCAUUUCAUAAUAUUUUCUCCUACAUCUCUUAUUAAGUGUCCACAGCAUCUCAGCCUUGCUUCAAUUACCUUCUCUGCAAUGUCUACCAUCCCACAUCUUCUUCUGAUCACUUCAUUUCUUAUCUGCUAGGUAUGUGGAAGCAACCUAGAAAAUACAGGAUUCUAUAGCAUGGGAACUCAAGCCGUGUGUCCGAAACAUGCAUAAGGUUGGAGUCCCUGAAAUGGAUUGAAGAUUAUCUUGAAACCUAAAAUGUCAUCUUGGCAAACGAUAAGUACAUUAUGUAAAUUUGUCAUAACAGAUAAACUUUAUAAGGAAAGUUUAUAAAACCGGUGGAUAAGGAAAGUUUAUAAAACGAGGGUGUGAGACUGGGACAGUUGUGCGUAGGCAAAUUUAUAUUGGACUAUACAGCCCUAUGGGUAAAAAAUCUAUUUUAUAUUACAAUACGUGUCAAAGGCUUACACGAAACAGCUUCUCGAUUAAGGCUUGGCCAUAUCCUUUUUCCUUUUAAAGGAUGGUUGUAAAAUGGCUAUUGUGGACUUCGCUGUUCGGCAUAACGAACAGUUUUGUUACUCUUUCCUUUGACAGUUAGUCAGACUAACCUUGCAGGCUAACCUUGUGAAAUGGCCGUUUUACAGCGUGUCCCAAAAAUGUCUUCCGUUAUGUUUUGUAGUAUAACUACGUUAGCUUUAAUUUAUAGAUGUUUCUGGGUUUUUUUGUACUAAUAUUGUGUCAAUCACUGAUCUGAAUACUAUGCAGUGAAGCCAAUGGCAACCAUAUUGCUGUGAACACCACAAAGCUCAAGAUGGCUUCCACAAGUCCCAUUAUCUAGUGUUUAAAACGUUCUAAAACCCAUUAGAAGAGAUGGGGGAAGCUAUAUCUUUCACGUUGCAUAGGGAAAUACAUUUGCUUGAUAAUGUAGCUAAUUUAAAAUCGUCGCGAUCCGAUUUGCAGAGAUUUUGACAGACUUCCUAGAUUUCAGGUCAGUGGUGAUUGGGCUUCUAAAAUCACUCAAGGUAGCGACAGCAAUUUUCAACUAACUUGUCCAAAUUAUGGAAAUUGUAUUAAAAAUUAAUAUUUCAACCCCCUGCCUGGGAGGGGAUAAUACCCUGAACUUGUUGUUUUUCGUAGUUUUUCUUCCAAAACAGCUAAUCGAGGGCACUAAUUAAAGCUAAUGAAGUUAUACCAUAAAUAUAACUGCAGAUUCCGCAUUAUAUGUACAUAUAACUGAGAAGAUUUUGUUUCUGGGUCAGUUUAAUAUAAAGGUGUCUUAAUAAAUCGUUAUAGAGUGAAUAAAUUUAUAUCAAAAUUUGAAAAA
Messenger RNA from Paramuricea clavata, 3765 nucleotides. Lineage: Eukaryota; Metazoa; Cnidaria; Anthozoa; Malacalcyonacea; Plexauridae. The record is from the annotation of a GenBank genome assembly.